Molecule: messenger RNA, 1647 nt
Organism: Capsaspora owczarzaki ATCC 30864
Lineage: Eukaryota; Filasterea; Ministeriida; Capsasporidae
Product: cereblon
Exons: 2
Coding region: 1-1647 (548 amino acids)
Source: RefSeq, a predicted model, not a curated record
AUGGUCAAGAUGGUACCGACACUGGCAGUCAACCACAAGUGGACAGAGUCUCUCGAUCGCUGGCUCGGGUGCGCGAGCGCCCCAGACGGCGCAGAAUGCAUCGUACUGCACGAGUAUCUGGGCGAUGUGGAGGACGUCCACCACCGCGCCAUCCUGGAGCCCGGGCAGACCACCCAACUCCCCAUCUUGUACCUGUCGAACAUUUCGUUCUUUCCCGGACGCACGACGCCGCUGCACUUUUUCAUGCAACACCAACUCGCUGCGAUCAACCGGGCCAUGCAGGGCUCGCGGAUAAUCGGGCUUUGCCACACAUCAGAUCUCGCGCACCGCAACAACAACAACGCCAAUCGCGGCAUCGCCCAAGGCGUUGCGGCUGAAAUCAUCUCCAUCCGCAACCGCGACGCUGGACGCGUCACGAUUGUCGCCCAAGGCCGCUAUCGUUUCCGCAUUGUCUCGCAUUAUCCCUCUGCUGCCCAGUUCCACCAAGGGCAGGAUCCAACGGAUGGAACAGACGCGAACGUGGUCAUUCUUGACGAGGGCGAGCCUGCGUGCUACCCGGUGUCGCAGCUCUCGUUCCGACCUGCUGCCCUGCGCUACUCCAUUGGUGGUGGCUUACCACGAACCACGCCCAAUCUCAUCCCGUUCCACGCCAUGGUUGCCUCGCCUUCGUCCCGUCUACCAGCCGCCCAAGCGGCCUCUCUGCUUGCAUCGAACGAUGGCGAUGUGAUGCAAACCGAGCCGAGCGUGUCUCAAGGUCGCAUUACUGGUGAUGGCACCGCAAUCGUGCCGUCGUCUUGCACCACGACGGAUGGUCGGGAUGACCCCGUUCUGGCCCAAGUGAUGCAGUCGUGGCGGAAACCAUCGGCCCCUGUCGCCAGCAUUUCGUACUGGCCAGCCUGGGUCACGCGGUACUACGAUCCCUAUGUGCUGCGUGAUCGUGCCCUCGCCCUUCUUGUGGCGGAUUUCGAGCCGGAAGCACUCACGUCGACCGCAACCUCAUCAGGGAAUCGACAAACUAGAGGCGAGGCAAACUCGCAGAAUUUUCUUGGGCGGGAAUCAGACACGAGCGCUGGUAGUGCUACUAACCAGCAGCGCCAUCACAGCCGGCUCGCCAACAUGUCAAUUCCAGAAAAUCCCAUCGCCUUCUCGUAUUGGCUCGCCAGCAACUUGCCAGUCAGCCCAGAAACGCAGCAAACGCUCCAGAAGAUUGACACUGUGGUUGAACGGCUGCGCAAGGAGAUUGAUGUCAUAGCAAACCUGGCACCGCUGUGCUGCUCCCGCUGCCUCCGUGAAAUCUCGUCGUUGCGUGCCGUGGUUGGCAUGUCGUCUGCUGGAUUUGCCAACGCGUUUGUCAACUCGUUUGGCGUCGUCCACGACACCAUCACCUGCUUUACCGCACAGGCACUGAACUUGGUCGGUCAGCCCUCGCUGCAGGACACGUGGUUUCCGGGCUACGCGUGGCAGAUUGCCAUCUGCUCGGGCUGCUACACGCACAUUGGCUGGCACUACACUGCAACGCAGCCGCAUCUGCAGCCUCGCCGAUUCUGGGGCUUGAGUCGGGCCAACUUGAUUGAUUCUGCGCCUGCCUUUGGUGAUGAAGACAAUGAUGCUCUGGAUUUUGCUGCGUCUCUCAAUGACGAGAUUUGA